CCGCGCCCGCGCCGCCCGCGCCGGACAACAACAACUUGGAGAGCCCCAACUGGCAGUCCUUCCACCCGACCCUGCGCGAGAGGAACGCGCUGAUGUUCAACAACGAGCUCAUGGCUGACGUCCAUUUCAUUGUGGGGCCCCUGGGCGCGGCCCAGAGGGUGCCUGCUCACAAGUACGUCUUGGCCGUUGGUAGCUCUGUCUUCUAUGCCAUGUUUUAUGGGGACCUGGCAGAAGUCAAGUCAGAAAUCCACAUCCCCGACGUGGAGCCUGCAGCUUUUCUGAUCUUGUUAAAGUACAUGUACAGUGACGAGAUCGAUCUGGAAGCCGACACAGUGCUGGCCACGCUCUAUGCUGCCAAGAAGUACAUUGUCCCCGCGUUAGCAAAAGCCUGCGUCAACUUUCUGGAGACAAGCCUGGAAGCCAAAAACGCCUGUGUCCUGCUGUCCCAGAGCCGGCUGUUUGAAGAGCCCGAGCUGACCCAGCGCUGCUGGGAGGUCAUUGAUGCACAGGCUGAGAUGGCCCUGAGGUCUGAAGGCUUCUGUGAAAUUGACUGGCAGACACUGGAAAUCAUCGUGACCCGGGAGGCCCUCAACACCAAGGAGGCAGUGGUUUUUGAAGCCGUGCUGAACUGGGCCGAGGCAGAGUGCAAGAGGCAGGGCCUGCCGGUCACCCCUCGCAACAAGAGGCACGUUUUGGGGCCAGCCCUCUAUCUGGUCCGAAUUCCAACCAUGACCUUGGAGGAAUUUGCCAAUGGUGCUGCCCAGUCGGACAUCCUGACGCUGGAGGAGACCCACAACAUCUUCCUGUGGUACACAGCAGCCAACAAGCCCCUCCUCGACUUCCCCCUGACCAAGAGGAAGGGUCUCGCCCCACAGAGGUGCCACCGUUUCCAGUCUUCUGCCUACCGCAGCAACCAGUGGCGCUACCGAGGGCGCUGCGACAGCAUCCAGUUUGCCGUGGACAGAAGGGUAUUCAUCGCGGGGCUGGGCUUAUACGGGUCCAGCUCUGGGAAAGCCGAGUACAGCGUGAAGAUUGAACUCAAGCGGCUGGGAGUGGUCCUGGCUCAGAACCUGACCAAGUUUGUCUCGGACGGCUCCAGCAACACCUUCUCGGUCUGGUUUGAACACCCCGUGCAAGUCGAGCAGGACACCUUCUACACGGCCAGUGCCGUCCUGGACGGCAGCGAACUCAGCUACUUUGGGCAGGAGGGCAUGACAGAAGUGCAGUGUGGGAAGGUGACCUUCCAGUUCCAGUGCUCUUCAGACAGCACCAAUGGGACCGGGGUCCAGGGUGGGCAGAUCCCUGAGCUCAUCUUCUACGCCUGAGCCACCACGGGGUGGUGGAUUGUGCUGUGAGGGGCACAGGAAGGCUGUGCCGCGGGGCCUUUCUCUGCAGCCAGGAGUGCAGGACGCUCUGCUACCCUUUACUUUGCAGUUGACUGCCUUAAAGGCUGUCACUGUUAUUAAAGGCUUCCAUUUCUUUGUAUCUCUUUUUUAUUAGUCAUGUAGCGCCAGGCUGUGGCAUAGACACUUUUCUACACAGCCAGGGCAUCAGUUUCUGAAUCUUGGCCGCUGGGCCUCACAGGCAUCUCAUCUCCUGUAUUUGGGGCGCACGUCUCAGGUGGAGGGCAGAUUUGGGAGGCACAAGGCAGGUCCCAGAUCCCCUCCCAGUGGCACCUGCGCCGCCUGCUUUGCGGGCUUUGCUGUCCCUCCCACCUUCUUGGAUUCUAUUCUAAGUGGUUCUAAGCUUAACUUAAGACUUUCUCUUCAUAUCCAAAAUUGGGGGAAAGUCACCUAAAACAGUUCAUCUACUUAAGUGGGUUUUCAUAAUAAAGUUUUAAUAAAAUAAGAGCCACAUGUAGAUAAAUGACUA
Messenger RNA from Ceratotherium simum simum (southern white rhinoceros), 1872 nucleotides. It is a transcript of the gene BTBD6, whose product is annotated as BTB domain containing 6. Lineage: Eukaryota; Metazoa; Chordata; Mammalia; Perissodactyla; Rhinocerotidae. Gene Ontology annotation, molecular function: protein binding. Gene Ontology annotation, biological process: neurogenesis. Gene Ontology annotation, cellular component: cytosol. The record is from RefSeq and is a predicted model, not a curated record.